CAUAUUGUUCCUUUGAGCCUUUGCUUAUUGUUUUUGUUUGAAAGUGAUUUUCUAAACUAUGAAUUACACUCAUAGUUUCCUUAUGUUACUCCGACAGUCCUCUAGGCCUCUUUUCCUUGUUAUGUUUUUUACCUUCAGGGUAAUCAAAACCUUAAGAUACCACCUUAACGAAAACCCUAAAAAACGCAAACUUCCCCCAGGUCCCAAACCAUGGCCUAUAGUUGGCAAUCUUCCUGAAAUGCUUGCAAACAAGCCUACAACUAGGUGGAUACACAAAAUAAUGGAAGAAAAAAACACAGAAAUAGCAUGUAUCCGCCUAGGAAAUGUCCAUGUUAUCCCCGUUACUUGUCCCACAAUUGCCCAUGAAUUCUUGAGAAAACAUGACAUUGAUUUUGCAUCAAGACCAGUAAGCAUGGCCAGUGAUAUCAUCUCCAAUGGAUACUUGACCUCAGUUUUUGUACCCUUUGGCGAACAGUGGAAAAAGAUGAAGAACGUCGUUGCUAACAAUUUGCUCUCUCCACGCAGGCAUCAAUGGCUUCAACACAAAAGGAACGAAGAAGCCGAUAAUCUUAUAUUUUAUGUGUAUAACAAAUGCAACAAUGGUGGCCUUGUGAAUGUUAGGAUUGCAACACAACAUUUUUGUGGUAAUGUGUUUAGGAAACUGUUUUUUAAUACAAGGUACUUUGGAAAAGGUAUGGAGGAUGGAGGGCCAGGUCUUGAGGAAAUUGAACAUGUUGAUGCUGUUUUCACAUUGCUUAACCAUGUUUAUGCUUUCUCUGCAUCUGAUUAUCUACCAUGGUUGAGGCUACUUGACUUAGAUGGCCAUAAAGGCAAGGUGAAAAAUGCAAUGAUUAUAAUCAACAAGCAUCAUGAUUCCCUCAUUGAAGAGAGAAUCCAACAAUGGAAUGAUGGAUCGAAGAAUGUUGAAGAAGAUUUGCUAGAUGUUUUGAUCUCGUUGAAAGAUGUCAAUAAUAAUCCAUUAUUGACAACGAAGGAAAUCAAGGCACUACUUAUUGAAUUGAUAAUGGCAACGGUAGACAAUCCAUCAAAUGCAGUUGAAUGGAUAUUGGCUGAAAUGUUAAUUCAGCCAGAACUUUUUGAAAAAGCAACAGAAGAAUUAGACAAUAUAGUUGGAAAAGAUAGGCUUGUCCAAGAAUCAGAUAUUCCUAAACUCAACUUCUUGAAGGCUUGUGCAAGAGAAGCUUUCCGCCUUCAUCCCAUUACCGAUUUCAAUGUUCCUCAUGUCUCUACGAAUGAUACAAUGGUUGGAAAUUACUUCAUACCGAAGGGAAGUCAUGUACUGCUUGGAAGACGUGGUCUUGGGAGAAAUCGAAACGUUUGGGCUGAACCCUACAAAUUCAAACCGGAACGUCAUCUUAAGAAUGAUGGGUCGGCUAUAGCGUUGACAGAGCCAGAAUUGAAGUUUAUAUCCUUUAGUACAGGAAGACGUGGUUGUCCUGCUGUUAUGCUUGGUUCCACAAUGACCAUAAUGCUAUUAGCAAGAUUACUCCAUGGCUUCACUUGGAGUGCACAUCCCAAUAUAUCAAGAAUCAAUCAUUUUGAUUCCAAUGGCGUUAUAUCUCUUGAUGAGCCACUGACAGUUGCAGCAAAGCCACGAUUAGCAGCAGAAUUGUAUGAAUUUUGAAGUAAGGGAAAAUAAGAAGCUAAGGCCUAUCAAAUCCACAUGUUUAUCUUCAUUUUGCAGUUAUGUUAUGUAAUUAGAUACAAAUUAAAUAAGUUGGAUAUUUGGUUUGAAACCAUGUUGUUUUUUGUAUAUAGAAGCUUUGAAGCUUUAAAGGCAUGAAGUGUGAAAAAGAGAAACUGUACUAAUAUAGAUAGAUUUGAGACCAACGUUGCUAAUAAGAAGUUAACAUUUGAGAGCGGAUGCGUUGACUGUUUGGGCAUAAUUUUUCUUGUACGUGAAGACACAAAGCGAAGACCAUGUGUGUGUGUUUCUUCCUCUCGUUUGGCCGUGGCUAGAUUUUUUA
Messenger RNA from Medicago truncatula (barrel medic), 1988 nucleotides. RefSeq names its product isoleucine N-monooxygenase 2. The coding region runs from base 59 to 1645 and encodes 528 amino acids. The transcript is spliced from 2 exons. Gene Ontology annotation, molecular function: heme binding; monooxygenase activity; iron ion binding. Lineage: Eukaryota; Viridiplantae; Streptophyta; Magnoliopsida; Fabales; Fabaceae. The record is from RefSeq and is a predicted model, not a curated record.